AUGACACCAGUUCAGAGAAGGCACCCAAUACCCAGGCUGCAGAUUCAGACCACCGCGCCACCUGACCUGCACUGCACUGCAACCAUGGCGCCCGCGGUGGCCAGAGUUCUCGCGAUCGUCCUCCUCGCGGCGGCCGCGUCGACCCUGGCGGUGGCGGACCCAUCCCCCGACGCCGUGGCGCUCCAGGCCUUUCGAAGCGGGCUGGAGGACCCCGACGGCGAGCUGCAGAGCUGGGACCCGGAGCUGGUUGACCUCUGCAGCUGGUCACACAUCAUCUGCGACGCCAACAAUCGAGUCACUCACAUAGAGCUUGGCUAUUCGAACCUGUCCGGUCCACUGUCGCCGGAGCUCGCCAAGCUAGACCAGCUACAGUACAUGAGGGUUGGGGACAACAAUAUUCAGGGAACGAUCCCAGAAGAGUUCAGCGACGUGGGUAACCUGGUCAGCCUGGACGUGUACAACAACAACAUCUCAGGGCCGAUACCCGCGUCGCUUGGGAAACUCUCCGCCCUGAAAUUCAUGAGGCUGUAUCAAAACCGUUUGACCGGGCCGAUCCCGAUGGAGCUGACUGGACUGUCCAAGCUGGAA
Messenger RNA from Lolium perenne, 588 nucleotides. RefSeq lists its product as uncharacterized. The record is from RefSeq and is a predicted model, not a curated record. Gene Ontology annotation, molecular function: protein binding. Lineage: Eukaryota; Viridiplantae; Streptophyta; Magnoliopsida; Poales; Poaceae.